This is a messenger RNA of Quercus robur (English oak), 2991 nucleotides long. RefSeq names its product heat shock 70 kDa protein 16-like. Gene Ontology annotation, cellular component: cytosol; nucleus. The coding region runs from base 351 to 2723 and encodes 790 amino acids. Gene Ontology annotation, molecular function: ATP binding; ATP-dependent protein folding chaperone. The record is from RefSeq and is a predicted model, not a curated record. The transcript has 10 exons. NCBI's taxonomy places the organism in Eukaryota, Viridiplantae, Streptophyta, Magnoliopsida, Fagales, Fagaceae. Gene Ontology annotation, biological process: protein folding.
UUUGUUUCACCUCACUUUAUCAAAAGCCGCAAACAAGUCUUUCCCACUUUUUUUGUUUUUUUUUGCCUCACCAAUCGGGAAAACCCAUUUUUUCUGUUCUUUGUUUGGUUUCGUUUAUUUUUUUGCAGAGAUCUUCGAUCGUGAUCUUGCUGUUGAAUUCGAUUUUUUGAUUUACAAUCCAAACAUUCACGCUUUACAUUCUCGGAGUCUUUUAGGUUUUACUGAAUUUUGUUGAAUUCAAUUUGGAUAUGAUGGAUACAAUGUGGUGCUGUUGAGGCCAAUCCUUCAAUUAUAGUGAUCAAAAGAAAGGUUUUGUGAGGUUUAGGGUUUUGUAUUAGUCGAAAAAAAAAAUGAGUGUGGUGGGAUUUGAUAUUGGAAAUGAGAACUGUGUAAUUGGGGUUGCGAAGCAACGCGGGAUUGAUGUUUUGCUGAAUGACGAGUCGAAGAGGGAAACACCGGCUGUGGUGUCGUUUGGCGAGAAGCAGCGGUUCAUGGGCUCCGUUGGGGCUGCUAGUGCGACAAUGAAUCCUAGGUCCACGAUAUCUCAAGUGAAGAGGUUGAUUGGUAGGACAUUUAGGGAGCCAGAUAUUGAGAAUGACCUUAGGUUGUUCCCUUUUGAAUGUUUGGAAGGUCAGGAUGGUGGUGUUUUAAUUCGUUUAGAAUAUUUGGGUGAGAUGCGUACAUUCUCUCCGGUUCAGAUUCUGGGGAUGCUGUUUUCUCAUUUGAAGCAAAUAGCUGAGAAGGAUCUUGAAUUGAAUGUUUCGGAUUGUGUGAUUGGGAUUCCUUCUUACUUCACGGAUUUGCAGAGGCGUGCUUAUUUGGAUGCGGCAACAAUUGCUGGACUGAGGCCGCUGAGAUUGAUGCAUGACUGUACUGCUACAGCACUUGGCUAUGGUAUUUACAAGAAUGAUUUCUCUGUUGCAGGCCCAACUUAUGUUGUGUUUGUCGACAUUGGUCAUUGCGACACACAAGUUUGUGUAGCAUCGUUUGAGAGUGGACAAAUGAAAAUAAUUUCCCAUGCUUUUGACAGGAACCUGGGAGGGAGAGACUUUGAUGAGGUUCUGUUCAUAUAUUUUGCAGCACAGUUCAAGGAGCAGUAUGAUAUUGAUGUCUAUGCAAAUGCCAAAGCGUCUAUUAGGUUGAGGGCGUCUUGUGAGAAACUAAAGAAGGUUCUGAGUGCGAAUGCAGAAGCGCCACUAAAUAUAGAGUGCUUGAUGGAUGAGAAGGAUGUUAAAGGUUUUAUUAAAAGGGACGAAUUUGAGAAAUUGUCAUCAAACUUGUUGGAGAGAAUCAGUGUUCCUUGUCAUACGGCUUUGCUUGACUCUGGUUUGACUGUAGAGAAGAUCCACUCAGUGGAGCUUGUAGGCUCAGGGUCUCGGAUACCAGCUAUUACUAGGAUUUUAACUUCUCUAUUUAACAGAGAACCAAGCCGGACAAUCAAUGCAAGUGAGUGUGUGGCUCGUGGUUGUGCUCUUCAGUGUGCAAUGCUUAGCCCAAUAUACCGGGUCAGAGAAUAUGAGGUUCAAGAUGCAUUUCCUUUCUCCAUAGGAUUCUCAACAAAAGAAGGUCCAAUUUGCACUUUGUCGAAUAGUGCUCUUUUGCAGAAACACCGGCCAUUUCCAAGUGUUAAGAUUUUUUGUUUGCAUAGAACUGAUACGUUCCCGAUGGAAGCUUAUUAUGCUGAUCUAAAUGAAUUGCCUUCUGGUGUAUCACCUAAAAUCAGUAGUUUUAUGAUUGGCCCAUUCGAAGUUUCUAACAUGGAAGCAACAAAAGUUAAAGUUAGAGUGCAGCUAAACAUUCAUGGAAUUGUUACUGUAGUAUCAGCCUCAUGUUUUCUACUGAAUCAGCUAUUAGAAGAUAAUGUAGAUGAUGAUUCCCUUGCAAAGAGUGAUGAUCAUUUGACUUCAACAAAGAUGGAGGCUGAAGCCGAUCAUGGGUCUUCUGCUGUCCCAAAUAGUGCUGAAGAUAGUAAUCUUAAACGGAUGAAACCUUCAUCCGUAUCUUCUGGUGAUGGACUAAGAAAAAGCAAGUUUGUCAAAAGGCUGGAUAUUCCUGUUAGUGAGAGUGUCUUUGGUGGAAUAGCAAAAGCAGAUCUCUCAGAAGCUGAAAAGAUAGAACAUCAGCUGGUGCAACAAGACUUAAAGAUGGAGCAUGCAAAAGAAAUGAAAAAUGCAUUAGAGUCUUAUGUCUAUGAGAUGCGUGAUAAGAUAUUACAUACAUACUGUGGCUUUUCCACCAAGUUGGAGAGGGAAGGGAUAUCCUAUAAUCUUCAACAGACAGAAGAGUGGCUUUAUGAGGAUGGAUUUGAUGAAUCUGUAGAUGCUUAUACUGAAAAGCUGGAGUAUCUUAAAAAGCUGGUUGAUCCCAUUGAAAACCGAUAUAAAGAGGAAGAGGCACGAGCCCGAGCUAGUAAGGAUCUAUUAGAUUGCAUCACAAAUUAUCGGAUGGUUGUAGUAUCACAUCCUGUCAGUGAGAGAGAUGUGGUCAUUGAUGAAUGCAAUAAAGCAGAACAAUGGUUGCAAGAGAAACUCCAACAUCAGAAUUCUUUGCCUAAAAAUGCUGAUCCAAUAUUAUGGUCAAAUGAAAUCAAGAGAAAGUCAGAGGCCUUUGACAUGACAUGCAAACACAUAAUGAGAUCCAAUGCUUCUCCCCCCAGUUUUGAGGAUGAAGAUGACUCAGACCAAAGAGACAAACCAGAUAGCAUUCGCAUGCAAGUAGAUUGAUGCGGAAUCUCUAUGCAUGUUUACAGAUGUAAAAUCUUGCACUUCUAGUAGCAGCUGAAACAUUCUCAGAAGGUGAGCACUGGUUUUGUUUGUUCUCGUGGAUAUAACUUUUUGCUUCUUGUUUUUAGAUUAUUCGUUACGAUUUACUAAUUCAAUGUGUAGGAUAAAAAAGGAAAUUGUGGAGUGCUUUAAUUUGUAAAUGUAAACAAUAUAGAUUUUGUUGGCCAAGGCCCCUGUUUUGUAAUAAAAGAAUUCAUGAUUUACUGAA